AAGGGGAAGUAACUGUUGCUAAACGUGUCAAAAUUGAGACUGAGAGAAACGAAAACUGGACAAAAUGACACAAAUGAAACAUUCAUUGGUUUUCAGAUGAAAAUAUAGAUGCACAAAUAUAAAGAUUAUUAUACAACUUAAAGUUACAAGAAAGCUUUCUUUCAAAUAUUUCGGAAGUGCAUUUAUUUUUUGCAGAAAUAUCUGGAAACUUUCCAUAUUGUGCAAUAAAGUCUUACAUCAGAGAAAAAUACCAGUUUGAAAUUUCUAAACAGUUAAAGAAACAGUCAUGGUUCUUGCAGAUUUAGGGAGGAAAAUUACCUCAGCACUGAAAUCUCUCAGCAAUGCUACAAUCAUAAAUGAAGAGGUAUUAAAUGGCAUGCUUAAGGAGAUAUGUGCAGCUCUGUUGGAGGCUGAUGUCAACAUAUUCCUAGUCAAACGGUUGAGAGAAAAUGUCAGAUCUGUUAUUGAUUUUGAUGAAAUGGCAGGAGGGUUAAACAAAAGAAGAAUGAUCCAGUCUGCUGUGUAUAAGGAACUUGUCAAGUUGAUUGAUCCUGGAGUGAAACAAUGGACGCCAACCAAAGGUCGUAGUAAUGUCAUCAUGUUUGUAGGCUUACAGGGAAGUGGAAAGACUACAACAUGUUCUAAAUUGGCGUAUUAUUACCAGAAGAAAGGAUGGAAGACAUGUUUAAUUUGUGCCGAUACAUUUCGUGCUGGAGCUUUUGAUCAGCUGAAACAGAAUGCUACAAAAGCAAGGAUUCCAUUUUAUGGAAGUUACACAGAAAUUGACCCAGUGGUGAUAGCACAGGAAGGUGUAGAUAAAUUCCGUGACGAAAAUUUUGAGAUCAUCAUUGUAGAUACGAGUGGUCGUCACAAACAGGAAGAUUCAUUGUUUGAAGAAAUGUUGCAAGUUUCAAAUGUUACUGAUCCUGAUAAUGUUAUAUUUGUAAUGGAUGCCACCAUUGGACAAGCUUGUGAAUCUCAGGCCAGAGCCUUUAAAGAGAAAGUAGAUGUAGCUUCUGUGAUCAUUACCAAACUGGACGGCCAUGCUAAAGGAGGUGGUGCUCUUAGUGCAGUUGCAGCCACAAAAAGUCCUGUGAUAUUUAUAGGUACUGGGGAACACAUUGAUGACUUUGAACCAUUUAAGGUUCAGCCUUUUGUCAGUAAAUUGUUAGGUAUGGGUGAUAUCGAGGGAUUGAUCGACAAAGUCAAUGAAUUAAAACUUGAUGACAAUGAAGAACUAAUGAAAAAGUUAAAACAUGGUCAGUUUACAUUAAGAGAUAUGUAUGAACAGUUCCAGAACAUUAUGAAAAUGGGACCUUUCAGUCAGAUAAUGGGAAUGAUACCUGGAUUUAGUUCUGAUUUCUUAACAAAAGGAGGAGAACAGGAAUCAAUGGCUCGUCUAAAGAAGUUGAUGACAAUGAUGGACAGUAUGAAUGAUAUGGAACUUGACAGUUUAGAUGGCGAGAGACUGUUUGCUAGGCAACCAAGUAGAACCCACCGAGUAGCUCGAGGAGCAGGAGUAUCUGUGAAGGAAGUCAAUGAGCUACUUACUCAAUAUAAGAAGUUUGCUCAAAUGGUAAAGAAGAUGGGUGGAAUUAAAGGAUUAUUUAAAGGCGGUGAUAUGAGCAAGAAUGUUAACCCAGCACAGAUGGCUCGUCUCAAUCAACAGAUGGCUAAAAUGAUGGAUCCCCGUGUACUGCAGCAAAUGGGUGGAAUGCAAGGAUUACAAGGAAUGAUGAAACAAUUCCAGCAAGGUGCAGCAGGAAAAAUGGGCAGCAUGUUUGGUGGCAAAUAAUCAACUGAAGACACUAUAAUUGAAAAACACCAUUUUGUAAACAUUUGAAUAUGCCAUACUGAUUUAUUUGAUACAAAACUUCAUUUAAUAAAUGGAAGUACUUGGACUUUGUAUAUACAUUUAAAUGUAUAAUUGUACAUGUUAAAUGUUAUGUGUAUCAGACAUUUUGUGAAAAUAUUUUUUCAUGUUUGUAAAAGUAAAAGAAAAAUAAAGAAGACUACCUAAGAGAAUACACUUAAUAUCAUCCCCCUAAUCAAAAGAAUAUAAAAAUUACACUUUUCAACAAUUGAGGGUCACAAUGAAGUAUGUAAAUCAAGGAACCAGUGGAAGGACCUUUUUUUCUCAUUCAAGAUAAGAAUUUUAGAUACUUUGAGGUAAAGCAUUAAAGUCAUUUGAUAGAUAUUAUAUAUGCAUUUUAAGGACUAUUCCUUUAAAGCGAAAAGUGGGGGGGAGAGGAAGGGAAGUUUCAUAUUUUGAACAUGGGUUUGGGUCAUUUAUAUUUGUAUUCAAAAUUACUUGAAGAUAGUUUAUAAUGUUGGUUGUGGGGGAAGUCCCUUCUUACCCUCACACUUCGAUUUAAAUGGAACAUCUCUAAUCUGAAGUACCUAUAAUUCAUUUCCAUUUUCCCAUAUUUUAAGUCAUUGAUUUUGUUAUUAUAUGUGUAAUUGUAUUAAAUACAUCUUGUAUUUAAUCUAGUAGAUUAACAUUUUGUUGACUGUACAUAAAGGUUGUGUCAGCAACUAACAGAAAACAGCUACAUUGAAUGGUUUUUAUAUUGUACUACAUGAUAGAAAUUGUCAUACUAAUUGUUAAAAAAAACUAUUUAUAAAAGAAAGUAUCAUCAAAACAC
Mytilus californianus (California mussel) is the source of this 2645-nucleotide messenger RNA. Its product is annotated as signal recognition particle 54 kDa protein. Gene Ontology annotation, cellular component: signal recognition particle, endoplasmic reticulum targeting; cytosol. The transcript is spliced from 15 exons. The coding region runs from base 287 to 1795 and encodes 502 amino acids. NCBI's taxonomy places the organism in Eukaryota, Metazoa, Mollusca, Bivalvia, Mytilida, Mytilidae. Gene Ontology annotation, biological process: SRP-dependent cotranslational protein targeting to membrane, translocation; SRP-dependent cotranslational protein targeting to membrane. Gene Ontology annotation, molecular function: endoplasmic reticulum signal sequence receptor activity; 7S RNA binding; GTPase activity. The record is from RefSeq and is a predicted model, not a curated record.